AUGUCCGAACCCGACACCGGCGCAAACGCCGCGAGAACAGCUCACAGCUACAAGCAGCUGAAGGAGGAUUUCGUGUCCAACUUGUCAGGCGGUUCAGUGAUAGAGGUAGCUCAAGUUUGCGCCGUAGCACCAGUAGUAACCCUCCUCUGGUCCGUCCUCCAAUCCCGCCAAUCCUUCUUCAAACCCUAUACCCCCCUCGGCUUCGUAAUCGACUACCUCCUCAACGUCGGCGCCCUCCUCCUCUCAGUAACCCUCUACUCGAGCUCCCCAAUCCUCCUCAACAUCCUCCUCCUCACCGCCGCAGCCUUUGUCUACGCCGUUCCACCAUCCUCCUCCUCCAAAAAGAAGCCAGCCAGACCCAGCAAUGCGAAAUCCUCCACCACCACCAACCCCCAAGGGCUUUCGGUGCUCUCCACAAAGCCCUUCCUGACAAACUACCGCGGCAACAUGCUAGUAGUGACCUGCAUCUGCAUCCUCGCCGUCGACUUCCGCCUCUUCCCCCGCCGCUUCGCCAAGGUCGAGACCUGGGGGACUUCCCUCAUGGACAUGGGCGUCGGGUCGUUUGUCUACUCUGCCGGCAUUGUCGCCUCUCGGCCUCUGCUAAAAGAACGAGCAGAGGGCAAGACCACCCCCCUCGGCACAAGAUUGAUCAGGUCAUUCCGUCACUCUUUGCCCCUUCUCGCCUUGGGAGUGGUCAGAUUACUCAGUGUCAAAGGGCUGGACUACGCGGAGCACGUGACCGAGUAUGGAGUUCACUGGAACUUUUUCUUCACUCUGGGUUUCCUGCCGCCGUUUGUGGCGCUUUUCCAGUCUGCGCUGGCGGUGGUGCCUUCGUAUGCGGGGUUGGCGGUGUUGUUGAGUGUAGGGUAUCAAACCGUUUUGGAGACGACGGGGCUCAAAGGAUGGAUUUUGGUUGGGGUGAGGGACAGUUUGCUGUCUAUGAACAGGGAGGGGAUUUGCAGUUUUUGGGGGUAUCUAGCUAUCUUCUUGGCCGGGCAGGACAUGGGGAUGGUGGUGCUGCCUAGGAGCUUGGGCUCUUCUUCAAAAGCUUCUGGAAAAGUGCUGCUGACGAAGAUGGGGAGCUGGGCGGCGGUUUGGAUGGGGAUGUACUUUUUGGCGACGGACUACAAGUACGGGGCUAGUUUGAGCGUGUCGAGGAGGUUGGCAAACUUGCCUUACAUGCUGUGGGUUGUGGCGUUCAACCAGGGGCUGCUGUUUGCUUUUGCGGUGGUGGACGUGGUGUUUUUUCCGCAGUUUUACAGCGCGGGGGAUGCGAGGGCGGAGAAGGAGGCGUAUGAGACGGCCACGAGCAGGGUGCUGAAGGCGUACAACAGGAAUGGGCUGGCGGUGUUUUUGCUGGGGAACUUGCUUACGGGGUUGGUGAAUAUGACGGUGCCGACGCUUCAUGCGGGCGGGCUGGCGACCAUGGGGAUUUUGGUGGCGUAUAUGGGGGCUGUGACGGGGGUGGCGGUGGGGUUGGAUGCGUGGGAUGUUACGAUCAAGUUGUAA
Molecule: messenger RNA, 1509 nt
Organism: Podospora anserina S mat+
Lineage: Eukaryota; Fungi; Ascomycota; Sordariomycetes; Sordariales; Podosporaceae
Exons: 2
Coding region: 1-1509 (502 amino acids)
Biological process (GO): GPI anchor biosynthetic process; protein localization to plasma membrane
Cellular component (GO): endoplasmic reticulum; membrane
Molecular function (GO): glucosaminyl-phosphatidylinositol O-acyltransferase activity
Source: RefSeq, a predicted model, not a curated record